AAGUUUCUCAGCGCAGAAGCCCAGUGCUAGAGGCAGGUGGGAGGGUAGCGUGUGAGUGUCUUAGGUCUACGUGUGGAAAAUGUGCAAACGUGGACAGCGAUCAGAGAGCAGCCCUGGAUUAGUGAAUCCCGGUUAUUUAAAGCCCGGAGCCGGAGCAUCGCGCCCCGGCAGUGUCGGGCAGGUGGACGAUGGAUUACAUCUACAACAGCAGCCAUGGGCACUUUGAGGUCUUCACCACUGUGUUCUCUCCUAAAGUGUGCAGGAAUUCAAGAACCAAACCUAAUUACGGACAGAAAGAAAGAAGAGAUGAGAUGGCAGCAGGGCUCAACUACACUCCCCACUGGCCAGAUGAGCUUGAACUCUGUCAGGGUGAUGUCAUCCCUGUUCUCAUCAGGGAUGAUGAAAUGAGGUGGUUUGGGCGCCAGCAGAAUGGGCAGCAGGGCUAUUUCCCUCCUACUUGUGUAACCAAACAGAAUUAUAUAAAUGAAAAUUCCCGUACAGAUUCACAGUUGCACAGUGACCUGACUUGGAGAGUUUCCUUCGCCAACACAGAGGGUUACAGAACUGGCAAGAGACGGCCCUCCAUAUUUGAUAAAGCCCAGCCAUCGGCGCUCGUAUCAAGCUCAUUAAAGCUUGGGACAGCCCAGGAGCCAGCCACAGAUGGCCCCGCUCAUUCUAAAGGGAUGUACCCAAAGUCUCAGCUGUGUAGGAAGGUUGGGUGUGGGCUGGAUCUGGGGCCUGAGGCCUCUCUGCCCCUGACAGCAAGCAUCUCCCACAGUUCCCCCGGCCUCCUGCGCAGGAUUCGCCUGAAGCAGAAGGAAAAGGAGGAGUACCAAGGAGCCACAAAUGCCGCUUUCGAACCGGACUGAGAGAUGUGUGCUGCUGGAAGCUUUGGGAGGCUGCAUCUGUAAUUGUGAAGAGCACGCAGAAGGAAGUGAAGUAGCUGUUAUUUUUAAGACAUGACAUCCUGCAACACAGAGCUCCUUUCAGGUAGCCGAGCACAGUUAACCUCUUGGCAGUUCACAGAGCUGUGCUGUUUAACUGGUUGUGUGACAAGGCCCCCACCUUCAUCCUGCAGAAAGAAUACAGAGCCUGUGGCAGUGCUCACAGACUGACCUGCUUUUUUAAGUCUUUUUUUUUCCAGAAAUAUCAAAACCAAAGAACUGUAUAUCUGCUUUGGCAUUGUGUUCUGUUUUCAAGUUGGACUGUAACCUGCACAAGCUGUGCAUACAUUGUAUUGUUAUAUUUAUGAUAUAUUGUAAAGUAACCUGAAUUGUACGGUGUUAUUCAAUAGUUACUUCAAAGUAUUUGAAGAGAAGUCUCAUAAAUGGAGGUUUCCAAGGAUUAAAAUUUCAUUAAAUGUGCAUUUUUACUGUUCUCUAUUAACUUGAUUCAGUUACAUUAUUCAUAUUCUAAAUCUAUAUCUGAAAAUUCAAGUGGUCAAACAUCCUUUUUUGCAUGUACGUCCAGGUUAUGUCCUUCUUGCUGUACGUAAGGCAUGUCUGUAUAAAAGUGUAAUAAUAAAGGUAGUCUGCAUGUUGUGAAUUAGUAAUCCCCAAAUUAUUUUUUAGCAAUAAAUAACACCACUGUUAUGAAGGUUGUCCUAGUAACGCAAAAACAAGCCUCACUAGUUCCAUAAAGCCUAAAACUCUGCCCUUCAGCCCCCUGUUCCUGAAAGAUCUUUUCAUUCGCACGAAGCACUGCAGAUACAACAGGAAAUAAA
Molecule: messenger RNA, 1723 nt
Organism: Lepisosteus oculatus (spotted gar)
Lineage: Eukaryota; Metazoa; Chordata; Actinopteri; Semionotiformes; Lepisosteidae
Product: vexin
Biological process (GO): neuron differentiation; neurogenesis
Molecular function (GO): protein binding
Source: RefSeq, a predicted model, not a curated record